Messenger RNA from Magnolia sinica, 1710 nucleotides. Its product is annotated as ubiquitin carboxyl-terminal hydrolase 4. Gene Ontology annotation, cellular component: cytosol; nucleus. Gene Ontology annotation, molecular function: cysteine-type endopeptidase activity; cysteine-type deubiquitinase activity. The record is from RefSeq and is a predicted model, not a curated record. Bases 101 to 1204 code for a protein of 367 amino acids. Gene Ontology annotation, biological process: protein deubiquitination. Lineage: Eukaryota; Viridiplantae; Streptophyta; Magnoliopsida; Magnoliales; Magnoliaceae. The transcript has 6 exons.
UUAAAAAAGAAAAAGAAAAAGAAAAACCUCUUCGUGUAUGUGGAUUUUCCUGCCUCGGCUGCUUGAGAGAGAGAGAGAGAGAGAGAGACGGUGAAUAGCCAUGGGAGCCGCUGGUUCGAAACUGGAGAAGGCUCUUGGCGAGCAAUUCCCCGAAGGCGAGAGAUAUUUCGGCCUCGAGAACUUCGGCAACACCUGUUAUUGCAACAGCGUCUUGCAGGCCCUUUACUUCUGUGUUCCUUUCCAUGAACAAUUACUGGAAUAUUAUGCAAAUAACAAGAAUCCGGGAGAUGCAGAAGAGAAUCUUUUGACAUGCUUGGCAGAUCUAUUCACCCAGAUAAGUUCUCAGAAGAAGAAAACAGGUGUUAUCGCUCCAAAGCGUUUCGUGCAGAGAGUGAAGAAACAAAAUGAGAUUUUCCGUAGUUACAUGCACCAGGAUGCUCAUGAAUUUCUGAUUUUCCUGCUUAACGAGCUCGUUGACAUCCUGGAGAAAGAGCACAAUGCUGCUAAAAGUUCUCCUGAGACUUCAUCACCGCCUGAAAAGGUUCCAAAUGGGCUGCACACUGCUCAAGCGAAUGGUGGACAAAAGGAACCACUGGUUACAUGGGUCCACAAAAAUUUUCAGGGCAUACUAACCAAUGAAACAAGAUGCCUACGGUGUGAAACAGUAACAGCAAGGGAUGAAACAUUUUUGGACUUGAGUCUUGACAUUGAACAGAACAGUUCGAUCACAAGCUGUCUCAAAAACUUCAGUUCCACUGAGACUUUGAACGCUGAGGAUAAAUUCUUCUGUGACAAGUGCUGCAGUUUGCAGGAAGCCCAGAAAAGGAUGAAGAUAAAGAAGCCACCCCAUAUCCUAGUCAUCCAUCUCAAGCGCUUCAAAUACAUAGAGCAGCUCAGCCGGUACAAGAAGCUCUCCUACCGGGUGGUAUUCCCCCUGGAGCUGAAGCUGAGCAACACCAUGGAUGACGAGGACAACGAAUACUCCCUGUUUGCAGUGGUCGUCCAUGUGGGCAGCGGACCCAACCAUGGCCACUACGUCAGCCUUGUGAAGAGCCACAACCAUUGGUUGUUCUUUGAUGACGAGAAUGUGGAGAUGAUCGAUGAGUCCGCUGUGCAGACAUUUUUUGGGUCCACACAGGAAUACUCGAGCAACACAGACCAUGGGUACAUCUUGUUCUAUGAGAGCCUUGUGAGCAGGAGCUGAGGGGGGUUGGUUUUCAGGUUGGUGGGUAUCACUCCCCCCCCCCAAAUCUUUAAAAAAAAUGUGGUGUGGGAAGAGGUCUCAGUAAUUAGUGUCUGAGAUUGAGAUGCGAAAGAUCAUGAGGUGGCUGCCAUGUACAUACAGUGGAUAGUGGAGAAAAAGAAUAGCCCUUGCGUUGCUCCACAAUUAAAAAAGAAAGUGUAAAUGGUGGUAAGAAAGCUUCGUAUUCUUCACUCUGAAAAUAUCUAAUAGAAAUGCAAUUGCACCCAACAACUGCCCUCCUCUACCUGGUUUCUUGUGAUAUCUUCAAGCAUUUAUUGGUAGAGAGGGGUUCCCAUGCUAAACACUUCAUCAAUCUUGGGGUAGAUACGACAUCUGAACAUUUCAUUUGGAUCAAUGUAUUGCCUAAAACCCAAUGUUUUAAAUAUUGAUGAUAUCAGCCGAUAUAUCCCAUAAUAUAUAUCUUGUAUCCCACCCGCGCAAUCCGAAACGCACAGAUAGUGCCGAUA